AAGGACCACAGCAGUAGCAGGUCUCAGAGCUGUCACGUUCCCGCCCACAGGCGGGCUCGGGUGCUCCUGGAGGGAUCUGCCGGUGGCGGGUGAGGAGCGGAGGGCAGAGUGCGCGGACCGGCAUGGAGGGACUGGUCCUGUUGAAUGCCCUGACCACCCGGCUGCUAUUCGUGCUGCACUCCUUGGUUGGGGUCUGGAGAGUGACCGUGGUGACGAAGGAGCCGAGGUACUGGUUGCUCGCGCUGCUCAACCUCUUGCUCUUUUUGGAGACUGCGCUCACCCUCAAGUUCAAGCGCGGCAGAGGCUACAAAUGGUUUUCACCAGCCAUAUUUUUAUACUUGAUUAGCAUUGUUCCAUCAUUAUGGCUUCUUGAAACGCACCAUGAGACCCAGAAUUGCAUUAGCCAAUCUGAAGGAAUGUCACAGAAUACCAGCAGCAAACAAGACUUCAAUCAAACUCUGAUAUCAAGUGAACAAACCCACGGAAGGGGUGAUCUCAUUGAGAUGGCCAGAGUUUUUGUAAAUAAUUUAUCCACAACAUGUGAGAAAAGUUGGACUUUGGGACUCCAUCAGACAUUCUUGUUGAUGCUAAUAAUUGGAAGAUGGCUUCUACCUAUUGGAGGCGUGAUCACUCGGGACCAACUCUCUGAACUUCUCCUUAUGUUUGUGGGGACAGCUGCUGACAUAUUGGAGUUCACAAGUGAGACUUUGGGAGAAAAAAAUGUGAGAAAUAACUUUACCCUAGUCUGUGCCAUCCUUUUUACAUGGACUUGGAGCAUGUUGCAGUUUCCACUUGACCUGGCGGUACAGCAGGUCGCGUGCCCGGCGUCUGUGACAGCGAGGGGAUUCCGAAGCCUAUUCUUUUGCCAAUACGGUGCCGAUCUAUGGAACAUUGGAAUCAGUGUCUUCAUACAGGACGGGCCUUUCCUUGUCCUGCGCCUCAUACUGAUGACCUAUUUCAAAGUGAUCAACCAGAUGCUGGUGUUCUUUGCUGUGAAGAAUUUCCUUGUGGUUGUGUUACACCUCUACCGCUUCGUUGUGUUGGCGAUGGAUGUCCGUGCCUCCUUGCGAAGUCAGCCAGAAGUCCCAAGAGGAGGGUACAGCCCUCCAGCUGAACCAGCUGUGAGUGGGGUGUCACCUGAGGCCUGGGAGAGUGGUUCUAAGGAGGGCGUGGCUAUACCUUUGCGGGCCUCGCCAGUCACCUCUGAUGACUCUUUCCCCACACCAUAGUUAUUUAUUGACAGCAGCAUGCAACUAGAACAUUUGAUUUUCUGGUUCUUACAAACAGAAUCUCCCUCCCUCUCUCUUUUUUUUUUUAAGCAUUGGCAUGUAAUAAUUUGCAAAAGAACAACAUAAAAAGUGACCUUAAACCUGUCAAAAUAUAUAAAUGGAGUCCCUCUAAAAUGGAGCCGGAGCUGCCAUGCCAGGCGAACUGCCUUGCAUGUCUUAUGCCUCAGACCUUGGAAAGUUAAAACAGGGCAAAACAACCUUUGGACUGGGCCUAAAGCAGCCUGUAUCCCAAAGAACUGUUCUCAAGGAUAACAAGGAAGCAGAUGUGAUGACUUUAUGGCUAACGGACUGAAAAUUAAAAAUGCUGUUUAGAAUUUGCGUCACUGAGUUAUGUUAUCUGCAGCAAUAGAAAUGUCUUCGUUCUAUUGAUGUAAUUGUUCUCCUUCCUUUUCUCAUAAAUACCCUAUGCCUUUGUCUCCUAAUCAGAGCACUAUUUGGGCUUCCACCUAAAUCAGGACAUACCAAAUAGCUAUUCUUAUUGAUCUCAAAUAAAUGCAUGCUGCCUCUCACUUUGAAAGGCCUUUUAUUUUUAGGUUAUCAAAUCAAAGCUGAGGAAUUUUCUUUUUUUUAACUGAAUGGAAAGAACUUUGAUUAGUGGCUGUUGCUACAACUUCUGUGUGAUGGUAUCAAAUGCAACAGUUGUUCAACGACUAAGUGAUUUGUUUGUCUUGAACUGUCUGAAAAGCUAUGGAAAGGGUUACAAUGACAUGCCCUCCGAGAUUUAGUGCAGAUACGGCUGUUACCUGAAAACAGAGACGCUUUGAACUUUGGCUCCAUUGUCAGUCUAUUUCAUCUGAUCUUUUCUGCAAUGUCUCUCUCACAUAAAAUAAUGUACAUUCAGUAAAAGCAGGGCGAAUAAAGGGAAAUGUACCUUUAAAAUUACCUCACUGUGGACUACAAGCAGUGACACUCACUGCCCAGUUUCCAUAGCAUUGAGGGCUCUCUUCAUUGCUGCACAGACCUUCCCAGGAAAAUCAUUUUUCUGGGCUGGUGUGGUAUUCUGUCAUGGCGCAUAUGCUCUUACAGAAAUUUUACUGCUUUUGGCUUGAGCACUGCAAAAUUCACAGCAAGCCAUUUCAGUUACAGAUCUACUGGUUGCAAGGCAGGAAAUACUGGUAAUACUAACAAAGUCCCAAUUUCCACUCUGAAUGUGAUUUGCGGCAUUUGUCAGUAUUUUUCUUAACUCCACCGUUCUGUAUAUUGCCAAGGCGAAGUAUGUGGGUUGAAGCAAACAAGCCCUGAAGCAGUCAAUCACAGUGUUUCAGACCCUUUAAGUGUUACCAUAGUUUCUGGUGUGUGCUGGCAGUCACUGUAGCUGCUCUGAACGCCCAUACUAUAGACGGUCUCAGGGAAGAUAUCGGUGAUGGACGUUUGCUUCAGUUCCCUACGCACAGCUACGUAACUGGCCUUGAUUAGUGACCAGGGUUAGAAUAUGGCACAACAUUGUGGAAACCAGGAAAUUUACUUUUCUUCCCUGUAGUAAGAGUUCAUGUCCUCAGUAUUGAAAUGUCAUACUUUUCCUUUAUACACCACUGUAUUUUCCAGAUGGAGGUGACUCAGAACCUUUAAAAUGAUUUUUUGCUUUUAAAGAUAUAGUGUGAAAAUGUACCUGGCUCUAUCACAGUAUUUAUAUGAGGCAAACAGCCCAAAACUAUUCUUUCUGGGCUCAGAGCAUGGUUACUCCCUGUUGUUAUGCUCAGGAACUCAAAGGGACAUUAAAGAUAAGGCAGGGUAUGACCUUAAAUUGGGUGUGACUUAUUGACAACUAAUUGGGAAAAUUUUAUCUAUAAAUCUGUGUGACAUGAUAUCUGUUCAAAAUAUUUGAACAGGUUCAUAGGUAAAUUCUGUUUUUAUACAGAGAAAUUAAUAAUUUCCAAUUAAUGGCUUCUUCAGUGUCUGAUAGCAUGUGUUUCUAUUUCUUUUCUUCCUUGUGUUUCUAAUUUUUAACAAUAUGAUAAUUGUAAAAUUACACAUGAAACUGAUGGAAUACAUUUACUAUUUUUCUUAAUAAUUUUAUGAAAGACCAGAAAAUUAUAUUUAUAUAGAGUAAAAAACUUGACAAUUUUUAAGGGCAUGUUCAUGUUAUUUAAAAUGCUUAGCAAUUGAAAGCAAAAUAAUAACUGCUAUUUAUAAAAAAAAAACAACAACAACACAAAAACGCCUCAGCAAACUAUGUUUUUAUGUUGACUGUUUUAUGGUGAAUGUUUUCCUCCACAACAUGUAUGUGAUACUUAUUACUGCAGAUUUGCUCAUGGCAUACUUUUCAUGUUUCAAUUUUUUUCUUCCAGCAAAACAAACAGUGGGCCUCUAAAAAUAGAUAAGUACAAAGUAGUAUGGCUGUUACAAGGAUAUUUUUAAAUGCUUUUAAAAUCUGAGACUUGUCUUGGCUUUGAAUGAGUUUCUAGUGUUUAUGUAAAGUAUUCUGUAAUUAGUACUCCUCCGAAGGAUAGAAAGUCUAGAGUCUAGCUUCACUUCGAGUGCUAGGAAGGCAAAGAGUGCCCAGGACCAUCUCAGCAAUUAAUGGUGGCAAAAAUAGGCACACUGCAAUGUUUUCCAGGAAAAUCAGCCAAGGGCAGCAUUUGUUAACCUAAUUGCCAGUAUUCCCACUCUUCUGGACUUACUGUUUUUAUUGUGGGAAGAAAAAUCUAUAUUCAUUUAGUUUUUAAAAAUAAAACCUAAGUCCAGGUUGUAUCCCUAGAAACCUGAUGAAAAGUUAAAAAUUUAUUCAGUUAUUGUAUGUUUUUAUUGUAGAUUGCUAAACAUUGCAAUGUUUGAAAACAUCCAAGUGUUUGCUAUAAAAUGGCUAGAACAGAAGUUACCUUCCAUAUGUUGACAUCCUGGGACUUGCUUGCAUUUUAUCUGUAAUAAGAUAACUGGCUCAGAUCACCUGUAUAAUGUGAUGCUGACCAUACAUCCGGACCACCCCUUCAGACACACGCCCAAACCCAACCACUUAAGAAAGUGGCUUACUUUUUAUUUUGUUUUUUAAUUGCUUGAUUAAAACUCAAUCAAAUAUCCUUCAUAAAAACAUAUCAUUUCACUUGUGGGAAAACACAAUGUACAUGUUUUAAUGGUGCUAUAUAAAAACAUACCUCAUAACCAUCUUGCACGUUUUUCUUUACCCUUACUAGAUGAGUCUCAGAGGAUAUGACUUGAUAUGGCAAGAUUAGUAAACUGUCUUCCUCUUGGAUUGUUUUGCCAAUUUUUACGUAAACUGGAACAGAUAACAUAUAAAAAUAAAAAUAUGCAUUGGCAAUACUAUUCUUACUAAUCUUUCAUAAUGACGGUUGUUAUACAAAUUUAUCAGUUGGCUCUGUUGUAGUUCCAAUAGUUUGUAUCAGUCCUUCAGGACUUAUAAGACCAGAAAGAUAUGGCUAAGAAAUAUCAGAAUCCACUAUUAGAAUGUUAAUUAUUAACUUGUAAUUUAAUAGAAACUUUUUAAAGCCUUGGGAAGGCAUGAGGUAGGUGCACAUGCUUUAGGUUUCAGAGUUCCCCAUUGACUCUUAUUAUCUUUGACAUUUAAUCUCAAUGACAAUUAAUCAACACUCCUGUUAAAAGGGAGAAAGAAUUGCAAGAGGCCAAGUCUCUGUCCACCUUCACUCUACUCUAGUGCCAGGAAAGUGAGAUGCUGAAAUAUUGCAGAGCCUCAGAAAUGUAAGUGAAAAAAACAAACAAUCUUGAAUUGUGAGAAGAGACUCUGGGGUUAAACAAGGCAGCUGGAGGAUGUUUAUAGCUCGGAGGCUUUAAAUAACUUUUCAUAUGAUAGGAGUAACUCUAAACAAUGUUUGAAUAAUCAACUGCUAAAGCCUUA
Molecule: messenger RNA, 5100 nt
Organism: Rhinolophus ferrumequinum (greater horseshoe bat)
Lineage: Eukaryota; Metazoa; Chordata; Mammalia; Chiroptera; Rhinolophidae
Gene: TMEM26
Product: transmembrane protein 26
Exons: 6
Coding region: 123-1229 (368 amino acids)
Source: RefSeq, a predicted model, not a curated record